GAUGCAGAGGUGCACCGGAGUCCUGUUCCUGUCUCUAAUCCUUUGUGCCGCCCUCUCGGAAACACUCGGGCUGGUUUUCUCAGCAAAAGACAAAAGGGGUUGGACUUUGAAUAGUGCUGGUUAUCUACUUGGGCCACAUGCAGUAGAUAACCACAGAUCUUUUAAUGACAAGCAUGGUUUCACUGGUAAACGUGAAACACCACCUGAAGAGGAUAUUAAAGCAGGGAGCCUUGGGAGACCCCUGGCUGAUGAAAACAUUGUGCGCACAGUAAUUGAAUUUUUGACCUACUUGCAUCUGAAAGAGGUGGGAGCACUUGACAAGCUACCUACACCAGAGGAAAUGAACCAGUCUUGAAAAAUUCAUUUUUAUUUCGUUGCAGUGUAGAUUUAGACUGAAUUCUAAACAAAAGACCAAAAUGACCUGAAGUUAAGAAGUAUGGUUUGCAUUUAUUUGAUAAAUGGUAAACAGCAUUCUGCCCUCUGGUUGGUUUGUUGGAUUAGUUUUUGCUUUUUUUUUUUUUUGUUCCAUCCCUCUCCUGCAAUGUCAUUGUGUAUGAUUUUGCUUUGGUAAUUUUU
Molecule: messenger RNA, 576 nt
Organism: Melozone crissalis (California towhee)
Lineage: Eukaryota; Metazoa; Chordata; Aves; Passeriformes; Passerellidae
Gene: GAL
Product: galanin and GMAP prepropeptide
Exons: 5
Coding region: 2-355 (117 amino acids)
Cellular component (GO): extracellular region
Molecular function (GO): hormone activity
Source: RefSeq, a predicted model, not a curated record